Laetiporus sulphureus 93-53 is the source of this 2090-nucleotide messenger RNA. RefSeq names its product cytochrome P450. The coding region runs from base 97 to 1779 and encodes 560 amino acids. Lineage: Eukaryota; Fungi; Basidiomycota; Agaricomycetes; Polyporales; Laetiporaceae. Gene Ontology annotation, molecular function: monooxygenase activity; iron ion binding; heme binding. The record is from RefSeq and is a predicted model, not a curated record. The transcript is spliced from 10 exons.
CGGGUCCAAUUUGUCCUCAGCAUCCGAAUGCUUUAAAUACUAAGCUGCGUGUCAACGUCACGGGUCUCCUACGUGUGGACGCGGGUCUAUCGUACAAUGAAUUUCCACUAUUCCGAGUCUUGUGCAACCUCUGUCGUCCUCGCAUUGGCCGCGCAUCUCUGCUUCAAGAGAUAUGAGCCUACAAAUCUAAUUGCUCUGUCUGUUCUAUUGCUGCUUAUACCUGCUUUGCCUGCAAUCCUCGCGUCUGGUGCGACUGGCCACCUGAUUAUCCGACUCUUUCUCUCUUACUUGGCGUACUACUCUGCACUGCUGUCAUCAAUUGCUGUCUACCGUCUAUCUCCCUUACAUCCAUUGUACAAGUAUCCUGGGCCAAUCCCAUGCAAGCUUUCGAAGCUCUGGUUAGUGUACAUAGCGUACAAAGGCAAGCAGCACGAGUACUUCCGAAGACUCCAUGAUCAAUAUGGACCCAUUGUCCGCCUCGGGCCGAACGAGCUGUCGAUUCUAAAGGUGGAUGUGAUGCCCGACAUCGUGGGCGUGAACGGCAUGCCCAAGGGUCCUCUGUGGGACGGGCGGCGCGCGUCGGGCAAGAACGGUGCGACGUCGAGCGACAAGGGUAAUCUGCUCGGUGUUCGUGAUAACAAAGCGCACGCUGAAGUACGCGCAAUUUGGAACCGCGCCUUCACAACCGCUGCGGUCAAACGUUACGAACCAAUGAUCAUCCGUCGAGCGUCGCAGCUGGUGGAUGAGCUCAAGAAGCGAUGUGAGGACGCUUCAAAGGAUGGACGAAAGGCGGUGUUCAACAUGGCAAAAUGGGUCAACUGUGUUGCGUUUGACUUCAUGGGGGAUUUUGUCUUCGGGGGAGGAUUUGAAAUGAUGCGUGAUGAAGACGCGAGUGGAAUAUUACCCAUGAUAGAAACGGGUAUGCGCCUCCCAGCGCUCACACAGCACAUCCCUUGGUGUCUGGAUAUCAUCUACGCAUUGCCAUUGGCUCAAUCAACCAACGGUCUCGCCGAUUUCACAUAUAAGCAGGUGAUGAGACGGAUGAAGGAGGGAACAGUUCAUGAGGACCUAUUCCAUCUUAUCAGUGGUGAGGGAGUAGCGGAGAGCGAGCGACCCAGCCUCCCUGUAAUAAUGGAGGGUACAGUCAUCGCCAUUGUUGCAGGCUCGGACACGACCGCAACGGCCUUGAGCAACGCAUUCUACUUCCUGUGCGCUAAUCCAUCUUAUUACGCUCGCUUGCGAGCUGAGCUCGACUCGGAAUUCCCGCCCGGCAAGGGUGAGCCUACCGAUACCACGAAGCUUGCACGUCUGCAGUACCUCAAUGCCGUCAUCAACGAAUCUCUGCGUCUUUUCCCUCCAGGACCAACAUCCCUUCAGCGGGCGCCGGCAGUAGGGAGCGGCGGCCACAUGCUGGGAACUAACCUUUUCAUCCCAGAGGGCACGGCAGUAUACGUCCCACCAUAUGCUCUGCACCGUGAUCCCCGUUACUUUUCCCCCGAUACCAACAAGUUUUGGCCAGAGCGCUGGUUGAUUAUUGAUGAUCCAACCGUCAUUACCAACCGAGAUGCAUUUAUCCCGUUUUCUUCUGGACCUGCGAACUGUAUCGGGAAGCCUGUAGCACAGAUUGAGCUACGCAUGGUCCUGGCCUUUUUGAUGCAGGCCUUCGACAUGCGCUUCCCUGAAGACUAUGACACAUCCCAGUGGGAACAGCAAAUGGAGGACUUCUUUGUGUUGUUGAAGGGGCCUCUUCCUAUUGUGCUUACGCCACGUACAUUCUAAUGCACACUAGUACUAUUCCGAUGCGACCCGCUACCUCCACUUGGCCAUCACUCUGGACGAUGCGGAUAACCCCUCGAAUGAUUGUGGAACGUGUGCGCCGACGCAGGUGUCGGAUGAGCGUGCAGAAAGGUAGGGCGCACACAGUCCGAGCCUUCGCUGUAACUUGGCCAUAUAUGGCAGCUUUGCUUUCGUAUCUAGGAAGGACAUAAUUGUAAUCGGAUUUUCCUCUCCCGAAGGCCGUGCUCGCGUAUUCUCUGUCGGACAUCUUUCUGUGUCACUAGAGUUGCGAAUAUAAGGCACACUAUCCCUAG